CUCAUUGGCUGGGGCUCACACCCGUUAGGCCAGGGUACCUCACAAGUAAGCUCCAGGGACCUUCCUGUCUCUGCCUCAGAUUGUAAAUGCACAUCCCUUGUCCAUAGUGUGGAUUGAACUCAUGCCGCAAGCACUUUGCUGACAAGCCACCCACAGCUCAGUCACGCACUAACCACUAACUGGAGCCAAGCCCUCUUUUAAGGCUAGGAACAGAAAAGUCCUCUUGGCAAAAACAGCACUUAGUAGGUGAUAGCCUAAAAUCCAGGAUUCCCAAGGUCGAUGGGAACAAGGGACUGUGGGUGAGAAGCUGCUCUUAAUUUUCCUCCUAAAAAUCAAAUCUCCCAGCAGCUGAGGCAGGGGCAAUCAUGAGUUUGAAGCCACCCUGGGCCAGAUACUUCGACUUUGUCAUAAAUAAGUAAGUAAGUAAGUAAUCACAUGAGCUCUGGGGAGUAAGUUCGUAAAGCUUUGUGUAUCCACACCUGACUUGCUUUGCUGGGGGCUCAGAUGAGCAUUUAGGUGGUUUUUUGGAUUGUUGUGUUUUACUUUUUAAUUUAUGUUUAUGUGUAUAGUUAUUUUGUCUGCAUGUCUUUUUUCUUAUUUUUUUUUACAUUUAAACUUUUUUUUUUCUUUCCUUUUUUUCGGAGCUGGGGACCGAACCCAGGGGCAUUCGCUUGCUAGGCAAGCGCUCUACCAGUGAGCUAAAUCCCCAACCCCUUACUCUGUUUUUUAUGUAUGAGUAUUUUGUAUAUCCACAUGCCUGGUGCCCAUAGAGGUGCUGAGCUUCCUUCCUUGUGGGCGCUGGGAAUUAAACCUUGGCCCUUUACAAGAACAAGUGCUUUAAAAAAAAAAAUACUGUCUGUCUGUCUGUCUGUCUAUCUAUCUAUCUAUCUAUCUAUCUAUCUAUCUAUCUAUCUAUCUCUAUAAUUUUUCUUUAAAGAACAAGUGUUCUUAACCACUGAGCUAACUCUCCAGCCCUGUGUGUGUCUUUGUACACAUGAGGCUCUGUUGCUAGGAGAGGGCAUUGGAUCUCCUAGAACUGGAGCUAUGGACUGAUAUGAGUCAACAUGUGGGUGCUAGGAACCAAGCCUAGGUCCCCUGGGAAAGCAGCGUGUGCCUGCAACUGCUGAGCCAUUUCUUUAGCCCCCCCAAAAUUAAUGUCAGGCCUGGAGAGAUGGCUCAGUGGUUAAGAGCACUGGCUGCUCCUCCAGAGGUCCUGAGUUCAAUCGCCAGCAACCACAUGGUGGCUCACAGCCAUCUGUAAUGAGAUCUGAUGCCCUCUUCUGGUGUGUCUGAAGACAGGGACAGUGUGCUCAUAUGCAUAUAUACAUAUACACGAAUGUCAGGGCUGGUGAGAUGGCUCAACAGUUAACAACACUGGCUCCUCCCAAGGUUCCGAAUUCAAUUUCUAGAAACCACACAUAGUGGCUGGCAACCAUCUUUAAAGGGAUCUGAUGCCCUCUUCUGACAUGCAGGUGUACAUGCAGACAGCACUCAUACAUUAAAAAAAAAAAAAGCUUGGGCUGGAGAGAUGGCUCAGCGGUUAAGAGCACCCGACUGCUCUUCCAGAGAUCAUGAGUUCAAUUCCCAGCAACCACAUGGUGGCUCACAACCAUCUGUAAAGAGAUCUGAUGCCCUCUUCUGGUGUAUCUGAAGACAGCUACAGUGUACUGAUAUGUAAUAAAUAAAUAAAUCUUUAAAAAAAAAAAGUAAAUAAAAUUGAAAAAGAUACUAAUGACUCCCACCCCCAAGAUAGGGUAUCACUAUCUCCCAAGUACUGGGAUUAUAUAGGUUUAUGUCACUACACAAGGUUUUUGUUGUUUUUUUGUUUGUUUGUUUGUUUGUUUGUUUCUUUUUUUUUCCCACAUGGGGUUUCUCUGUGUAGUCCUGGCUGUCCUAGAACUUACUCUGUAGACCAGGCUGGCCUCAGAUGGGCCUCCUGAGCGAUGUAUUUAAAACUGUGCACCACCACCACCCAGCAACCCUUAGUUUGUUGCCUCUUGUCAAUAAAUUUAUGGUAUGCCAGUUGUUAAUUUUUAUAACUGUUUCAGUUUUUAAAUCACUGCAGUAAUAAGGGGGAAUUAUUUUGAGAGUGCCAGUUUUCCAGCUGGCUUUGGUGGUACCUGCCUUGAGUUAGCGUUUGGUGGGCAGAGGCAGGCUGAUAUCUGAAUUUGAGGCUAGCCUGGUCUAUAGAGGCAGGGCUACAGAGAAACUCUGGCGAGAGAGACAAGACAGACAGUAAGCAGAGGGAGCCCUGAAUAAGUAGAGUCCAGCCUGAAUGUGUAUUUUGAUGUGGGCACAGGAGUCCAAGACCAAUUGGCCCAUGGGAAACCUGUCUACGUAACACCUAUAUGAACCAGGCUCAAGAGCAAUGGCAAAGCUUUUCCCCAGAGUUCCAGAAUGAUUGUUUACGGAUAAUUAAUCAGUGUGCAAAGACUAGCAAAUCUGGCUUCCUCUCCUGAAGUUUUUUUUUUUUUCUUUUUUUCUUUUUUUUUUGGUUCUUUUUUUCGGAGCUGGGGACCGAACCGAGGGCCUUGCGCUUCCUAGGUAAGCGCUCUACCACUGAGCUAAAUCCCCAGCCCCCUCUCCUGAAGUUUUAAAGCCAGGAUUGCUCACCCACAAUUCCUCCUACCAGGAUUAGCUGUGCUGUAAAUCAGCUGAGGUCCCAGGUUGUAGCCAGAGCAUUAGAGAACCUCACCUGAUCCCAGUUUCACGGUGUGUAUGUCCUUUCUUCAUUCCCUCACAUAGCCACCAUUCCAGGACCCAAGCUGCUAGGGAUGUUAGCAGCAAAAAAAAAAAAAAAUAAAAUAAAAUAAAAUAAAAAUAAAAAAUAAAGAAAAGGGGGUUGGGGAUUUAGCUCAGCAGUAGAGCGCUUGCCUAGCAAGCGCAAGGCCCUGGGUUUGAUCCCCAGCUCUGAAAAGAAGAAAAUAAAAAAAUAAAUAAAUAAAAUAAAGGGUUGGAAAGAUGGCUCAGAGGUUAAGCACUGGUUGAUCCUACAGAGGGCCAAGUCUAAUUUAAGCACCCAUAUGGUGGCUUACAAUUGUAAUUCCAGCCUCAGGAUUUCUGAGCCUCUUUUCUGGUCACCAUGAGCACUAAGCACUAUGGGCACUGUGGUACAGAAUUAUAUGCAGUCAAAACACUCAUACCCAUAAAAAGUAUAUAAAACUUUAAAGAUGAGAUCCCUCUCAAUGGCUUAGUGGGUUCAGGUACUUGCCUAGUCUGAGAACCUAGUUCCAUCUCUGUGACCCACAAGGUGGAAAGUGAGAGUGGACCCCUCGAAGCUGUCUUCUGGUUUCCACACCCAGAGUGGAUGGCACAUGUGCUUGCACAAAAUAGGUCAAGUGUAAAACAAAAUAAAACCAUCACAGAACAGGAAUUCAGUUCUCAGCACCCAUGUCAGGAGGCUUAUAACGAAGGGAUCUGAUGCCCUCUCCUGGCCUUCACUGGCAGAUGCCCCAAAGUAGUUUAAAUUAUAUGCAACAUGUAAAUAAAAGAAAAUAUAAACAUUAAAAAAAAAAUGAAGGUUGUCAGUAGUCUCAGUGGUGCCUGCCUUCAAUUCCAAGGCAGAGGCAGGCCGAUCUCAGUUUAAAGAGUCCUAGACCAGGACAUAGUGGGACCCUGUUCCGAAAGAAUUUGAGCCGUGCAGUAGUGGCACAUACCAUUAAUCUUAGCAUUCUAGAUGCAGAGGCAGGAGGAUCUCUGCGAGCCUGAUCUACAAAGCUAGUUCCAGGAGAGCCAGAGAUACACAGAGAAACGAUGUCUUGGAAAAGACAAUCCACCCACCCCAAUUGUAGAUUGAAGGGGUGGAACACUGAUGUAUAGUGCAUUCCUCAAACGCUGAAUUCUGAGGGCCACAGGUGACCCCGAGUCCGGCACAUACGCGCUAUGAGCUCAGACGCCCACCCGUCUAAACAACACAAAUAAGUUUGCCACUGCAGACCCCAAUAGGCAACUCCAGCAUAGCCCAAACCACAGGGCCUGUUCCAAGGGCCUACAAGUUCGCCGCCUUUUGGGGGCGGGGCCAGAGCGCGGUUCAUUCAGCACGUGCUCGGGGCGUGGCGUGCGCAGAGGGCGGGAACGCGGAGGCGGGAAAGACGGAAUGGAGCGCCAAGGAGUGGCCGUGCCUCCCGUGGAGUUAAAGGACCAGGAACCGCCAGCGAUUGUGGAGAGCGGAGAGCAUCAGCAGAAUGAGAACCACGAGGAGACACCUAGCUCAGUGGCGCCGAGUGCCAGCUGCCAACUACCAGGACCCUUCUCCUCUCUGGACUCUAGCAUUGAAACCCUGAAGAAGAAAGCCCAGGAACUGAUUGAAAACAUCAAUGAAAGCAGGCAGAAAGACCAUGCACUUAUGACCAACUUCAGGGACAGCCUCAAGAUGAAGGUCUCAGAUCUGACAGAAAAGUUGGAGGAAAGGAUGUACCAGGUAUACAGCCACCACAGCAAAAUCAUUCAGGAAAGACUACAAGAAUUUACCCAGAAGAUGGCAAAGAUCAGUCAUCUGGAAAUGGAGCUCAAACAAGUUUGCCAAACUGUGGAAACUAUGUACAAGGACCUAUGUGUCCAGUCUGAGGUUCCCACUUCCGAAGAACAGAAUUACAAGGAUGGUGAAUGCUGACUCCUGCUAAGAGGCUUCCAUCUUAAUGCCUUGUCACCAAGAGAAGGCACAGAGGCUGUUUAAGCCAUGCUGAUAUGUCUUACAGUUCUGUAACCCAACACAAAGCCACCAAUUAUGUGUGUGCUAAUUACCAAAGUGUGAUAAGGUUAGACCCUGCCAUAGGCCUAGCCUUAGCAAAUUCUCCCAACCCACGUCUAUAGUUGAUUAAAUGUUUUGAUUUCA
Molecule: messenger RNA, 4834 nt
Organism: Rattus norvegicus (Norway rat)
Lineage: Eukaryota; Metazoa; Chordata; Mammalia; Rodentia; Muridae
Source: RefSeq, a predicted model, not a curated record